Messenger RNA from Arabidopsis thaliana (thale cress), 603 nucleotides. RefSeq lists its product as uncharacterized. The transcript is spliced from 3 exons. NCBI's taxonomy places the organism in Eukaryota, Viridiplantae, Streptophyta, Magnoliopsida, Brassicales, Brassicaceae. The coding region runs from base 1 to 546 and encodes 181 amino acids. The record is from RefSeq and is marked reviewed.
AUGUGCCGAAAGUUACAUGCGCUUCUCUCCAGCAGAUACAGCAAGACGAAACACUGGUCAAAAGUUACAAAACCAGUCGACUUUGAAAUCAAUUUCCAGGAAGAUUCCGACGAACUGCGUGGCGUAUGCAACCAGCGAAACGCAGAUCCUCACUGCACGAUCAACCAAAUUAGAAAGCAAAUUUCUAGCAAUCCAAAAGAAUUUUCAUGGCGAUCUGCAUAUCAAUUUGAAGCCCCGAGGCUCAGCUUUCUAGAAAGACCAACCUACACCUUAACGUCGAAUUCGACAAAGAGUUAUCACAGUAUUUCUGUCUCUGCUGCAAGAUCGCAAGACAAACCAUCUAGCAACCUAUAUCCCAGAUCGCUCGUCAGAUCAUCUGAUAGCUUGCCUUGCAGCUUGUUAGCAAGAUCAUUUGGUAACCUAUCUCACUGCUCGGCUCAUCAGUCAGGUCAUUUCUCUGCUAGGCAUUCAGAUCAUCUAGGAGAGCAUCCCACAGCUCCUCAACAACUCAUGAGGUCCAUCAGACUACCUAACCCACAAGCUUAGCCUUGUUUUAUAUCGUCGACGCGUGCCAAGCUAAACUGACGUAUCUUGGAGGUUCAA